CGGUCGAUGUUGCCUCACUGCACCCUGGCGCUCAUAUUGCUCGCGACGUUCAUGGCUUAUUAGACCUUGGGAUAAUGGAACCAUAUCGUAGGGGGUAUGUCCCUCCAACAACGCACGACCACCGUGACCAUCAUCAUCAUCGACACAACCCACCUCCACCUCCACCUCCGCCGCCGCCUCACCACUUCGCGCCGCCUGCUCAUCCAGCAUCGCAUGUGCCCCAAGACCACCAGCAGCACCAGCAUCAGCAGCAGCAGACUCCGUAUCGCCAGCAGCCUUCCGCCCACUCCCAACAAUCACCUCAGCCGCUGCCACUGCCGCCGCCUCCGCAGCCGCAGCCAUACCAUCACCACCAGCAGCAGCAGCACCAGCAGCAGCAGUCGCAGUCGCAGUCGCAGUCGCACGCGGCAGCCGGCGUUGCGCUUCCACCUAUCCAGCCGUCUGGACAUCCCCCGCCGCCUUCGAGCUCCGAUCCGUCGAACCUACCGCCGUUUCGCCCACCACCGCACGAGCAACAUCGCGAAGAGUCGCAGCAGUACCAGUCUGAACACAGCUUCAAUAAUCGCUCCGGCCAUGCCACACCAGCACCGCUGCACGUGAACAGGACAUACUCGCAAGACUCGAGCCACCAGCAGCAGCAGCAACAGCAGCAGCAACAACGAACGCCCGCGACACCCACAGCUCCCUCGCACCACCACUUUUCUCCCUCAGCUGAGCCCGACGGCGCUCAAUUGCCGCCGCCGGGGGCACCACCUCCGCCACAUGCCAUGGACCAUGGCGCGCGCCACGGAUAUCCGCCUACCAAUGGUGUACUCCACCAUAGUCUGCCGCCACCGGCGCAUCCACAUCACGACCAGCAUCCGCCGUACGCCAUGACUCCCAUGAUGGAUCAGCAUCAUCGCUAUCCUCCUCCUCCGUCCGGUCAGCCCAUGUACAACGGCCCUCCGAGCUAUGGUCCCGCUGCAAACAUGAACUACGGCCCGAAGCGGAAACAGAUGCGGGCUACACAAGCAUGCGAGCAAUGUAGACAGCGCAAGCAAAAGUGCGAUGAAGGCUCGCCUUGUUCGUUCUGCAAGGAGAACAACUUGAACUGCCAAUAUCGUGACACUCCUCCAGCAAAAACCGACAAGAACAUGGAGAAAAUACUGGCCUACAUGGAGUCCCACGAGCGAGCUUUGACAGAUUUGACCACGAAAAUUGACUCGUUUGAGCAAAGGUUGCGAACAGUGGAACAGAACACACGUUCCACCUCUCAGAACCACGCCCAAACCAGCUUGCAAACCAAUCAUCUGUACCAGUCCACUGGUGGCGCGGAACAGGACAUGGCAAUGUAUGACGAUUCCGUGGCACGACGAUCUCGAAAACCUGACCUCGAAGACCAUCGAACAGCACCGCAUAAGUUGCUACUGUUGUGGCCGUCUGUGCGACCGCUGCUCCAGGCAGCUCAUAUUGCAUACGGGGACGGCUACGUGAUGGAGGCUGAGGAUCGGGGCGUGUUGCGGUUGUGGACGAAAGGCGAAGGCAUCGAUGAGUAUGACGGCACCCAUGCCGGCGGUUCUGCGAGUCCUGCUCGAAGUGAAGACAGCGGAGAUGUGUCGAACGCAGGAACUCCAUCGGAAGGUCUUUGGGGUAUCGGUUUUCCCUCGGCGCCGAGCAGCAAUAGUGGUCGCUCAGACCCGCACAGCUAUGGGGGCCCUAAAACCAACGGCUACGUGGACCUCGAUGCCGGAACGAUCAACAGGCUCUACGAGAGCUAUAUGAGCAACAUCCACAUCAUGCACCCUUUCCUGGACCAGCGCCGGCUGCGCAGGAUGCUUGAUAUCUUCAUCAGCAGAUACAGCACUGGACGCCACCGAGCUGCGUUUGCAGUGGGGAAUGACUACUCUGGCGAACGCCCGAUGAAGAGGCGACGAUCCAACGGUUCCGGGCCGAACAAUGUUGGUGGCAAUAACGUGUCUGAUUCCGACGUUGGUUGUCAACAGGCCACCGAGCGGUCACCUGGCAACGCUGUCAUCUACCUGGUGCUUGCUUUGGGCAAGAUUUGUCUACACAAAAAGGCCUUGCCGUCCAUGGUUCCUAACACCAGGCUCGAAACCAACCUGGUCGUUACACAUCAGUCGUCCGCUCAGCGUUUUCAAGCGAAUUCGCCCAUGUCGGCGACGAUCAAGCAGUCUCCGAUGUCUGCGAAGUCCACACCAGUCACCCAGCCCCCGCCGCCAUCCGAUGCACAUCUACGUAGGCCCGAGUCCGGAAGUCGGCGGUCAUCUGUCGAGGCUCCCUCACCAAGCGCCGACCCCACUGGGCUACGAAAUAUGGAUGUCAUUCCGGGCAUGGCCUACUAUGCUCGAGCGGCUGAAAUCUUGGGUGACCAAGGUGAUGGAAAUGAUCUGGUUCAUGCGCAGAUGUUUCUCUUGGCUGGUUUGUACAAAGGUCAAUUAGCCCGAGUCAAGGAAAGCAUGAGCUGGAUCACGAUGGCUGGCCGCGCGAUCCUGAUCCUCCUCGAUCGCUACAAGCUGUACAACGACGAAUACUGGGACAGCCGCGGAGUGGAAGUGUCGUCAUUUCAAAAGUCGCAGGCCCGUAUCAAGGACACUCGGCAGAGCUUGAUUGUGCUUGCUUCGUGGACGUGUCUGCAGCUCGAGAGCGAUAUCCUCGCCGAGCUUCGACUGCCCGCCAGUGGAAUCCAGGCGAUAGAGCAUAUGCUCUUGAUGCCGCACAAGGUCAAUGAAGACGAGUCGUACUCGGGGCUGGAGCCGGACGGUCGGCUCGAAGACUACGACAAUAUGCUCAUCUACUAUUCUGCUCAGCUCUUUCUUCGGCGGAGAUUGAAUCAAGUGCACAGGCAAAUGUACGGGAAAGACUCCAUGUCCUUGCCGCUUGCCGAAGUGCGGGAGAUGCUGACAGGCCACGAAUCGAUCUUGAGCGAGUGGAGGCGAGGGCUGCCAGCCUUGCUUCGAUGGAAAGACGAUGAUGAUCCACCCAAAGACAUCCUGAAUGCCAGGCUGCGCGCCAAGUAUUGGGGAGCGCGGUAUGUCAUCAAUCGACCAUUCCUCGACUAUGCAUUGCAUGUCAUUCCUCAUGUCCGAGAUGGCAAAACGGUGGAGGAAGUCGCCGUCGACGGAUACAACAACCCUCGCGAUAAGGCCGAUGUGCAUCUUUUCAAGGCCAUUCAACAGAUGGGUGACGACCAAAUCUUCGAGUCCGCGCACCGGUGCAUUUACGCCGCGAUGAAAAGUACAGUUGCGUUCGAUGGCAUCAUUGAUGGAGGUGAGAGGCUCAUUGUCACGAAUAUACACGGGACUGCACACGCGCAAUUUGGAAAUAUGCUGGUAUUAUGUGCGGUAUACAACAACAACUGGCUGCACAAUAUGGUCAGCGGGGAGAAGCUGAAGCAGUUACUGCUCCGUACCAUCAACUUCCUGCGCAGGCUCGCACCAAUUUCGCCGACCUGUAAGGCAGACUGCGGGAUUCUGGAAAAGUUUCGCAACCAUCUUUUCCCAAUCACAGACGACGCCAAGAGUGUGUACAAGGAGGAAGGCGUCGAGCCCGCCAGCGCCGAAACCUCGUUCCAGGGCAGCUUCAAUGGCUCGAUUGCGCGGUGAGGCAAGCACAGGCCCGGUCAUCAUCCAGAUAUCAUCAUCCAGAUAUGACUGGUCCGCAGAGCGCAAUCACCCCGCCGAGGUGUAGUCUUGCCUCGUUUGGUCCAUCACGAUUAUCCUAGAAGUACUCGACGUACACUUUCCCCGGGAACAUGUCGCUGUGGUGAAGGCGCAGAUGGAUCAAGCAAUGGUUCCCGUUUUUCUACCGCUUCGAGCGGUACCUCGGUCAUUGGAGGGAGCAUUUCGAUAUUCGGAUCGUCAGGCACCACUACCAAUGAUCCUGGGGAGGACAUGGGGAUGGCUCUGAUUCGGCAUUACCACUCGGCACAAAUUGGCGCCUUACAGGUCGAAUCAUGACUCUCAUCACAAUCGAUUUGGCCCACGCGCAUUCGCUUUUCUUUUUGCAGCAUCGUUUCUUGCGGAUACCAGGCUCAUCGCCAUUGUCUGGGAGGCAGUUUUUUGAGUUUUUGCUCUCUUGUCACAGGGGUGGUCAGAUGUUUGUUUUGCAUACAAAGGGGAAUGGAAACCCCCCACACCAUGUGGGAUGUACAGUUAUGAAGAGAUGGUGUACAUUGUACAGCAGCACUUGGCACUUGGCUGUACUCGGGAGUUAAUGUGGAGCUAGCUAUUGCGCUCUUAUAAUUUUGUUACCUCCUAGGUAGCUGUUGCGCUUGAUACUGAUUAUGUUCAUACAA
Molecule: messenger RNA, 4294 nt
Organism: Sphaerulina musiva SO2202
Lineage: Eukaryota; Fungi; Ascomycota; Dothideomycetes; Mycosphaerellales; Mycosphaerellaceae
Exons: 4
Coding region: 75-3602 (1175 amino acids)
Biological process (GO): regulation of DNA-templated transcription
Molecular function (GO): zinc ion binding; DNA-binding transcription factor activity, RNA polymerase II-specific
Source: RefSeq, a predicted model, not a curated record